GCUCGUGUGAGCGCUGCCGUGGGGAUGGCCGCCGCGGGGGAGACGCACACGGUCCUGCUCCGCAGCGACGGCAGCGCGGUGGCCUGCGGAUGCAACGAGCUGGGGCAAUGCGACCUGCCGGGCCUCGGCGCGGGCCUGACGUACGUGCAGGUGGCCGCGGGGGGCACGCAUUCGUAUCUCUUUGCUUUCCCAGGAGCGAUGGCACGGUCGUGGCCUGCAGCAACAACGCUCAUGGGCAGUGCGACGUCCCAGCCCUGGGUGGUGGCCAGACGUACUUGCAGGUCGCCGCGGGUGGCUACCACACGGCCCUGCUCCGGAGCGACGGCACUGCUGUGGCCUGCGGCCUCAACCUCCACGGGCAGUGCGACAUUCCAGCUCUGGGCGGAGGCGUCACCUACACGCAGGUUGCCGCUGGGCGCUACCACACGUUCCUUCUCCGGAGCGACGGCUCCGCGGCGGUCUGCGGCUACAAUGGAGGUGGCCUGGGUCGGGGCUCGUCCGCGUGCGACGUUCCGGAUCUGCAGGCGGGACAGGCCUACGUGCAGGUUGCCGCAGGGGGUCUGCACAUGGUCCUCCUCCGAAGCGACGGCGCGGCCGUGGCCUGCGGGGACUGCAGCCUGGGGCAGUGCGACUUCCCCGUCCUGGGCGGGUGCCUCUCGUACGUGCAGGCCGCCGCUGGAUUCCAGCACACGGUCCUGCUCCGCAGCGACGGCACGGCCGUCGCGUGCGGCGACAACCGCGACGCGCAGUGCGACCUCCCCCCCCUCGGUGCAGGACAGACGUACGUGCAGGUUGCUGCUGGUCUCGAGCACACAGUUCUACUCCGCAGCGACGGCAUGGCUGUGGCCUGCGGGUUCAACGGCCACGGCCGCUGCAACGUGCCAGCCCUGGACGCCGGCUGCGUCUACGGGCUGCCCGCGCCUGUCCUGCAAGCGUCGCUGGAGGGCGAAUUCAUUGUGAUUCAGACCCUGAACGGGGAGGAGCUCUUCCGGAUCGGGGCGGCGCCCACCAGCCGUCCCGUGAAGAGCUUGCUGGCCUCGUGCCUCGCAGGCAUGGCGUGCCCGAAGUUCGCCAGGGCCGACGUGGUCCUGCCCAGGGGCGCGCUGCUGAGCGGCAGCGCGCGCGAGCAGACGGUUGCGGGCGCCUUCGGGCUCGCCCUCGGCGGCUGA
Molecule: messenger RNA, 1169 nt
Organism: Prorocentrum cordatum
Lineage: Eukaryota; Dinophyceae; Prorocentrales; Prorocentraceae
Source: the annotation of a GenBank genome assembly